AUGCAACCAGACAUGUCCUUGGAUGACAUUAAGAUGAAAUCAACUGACUUUCUGCAAACGAUGCACAUAGAUAAUGGGGGCUUUGGAAAAGUGUCCCUGUGUCGUCACAGAAUCCAUGGAUUUGUGAUCCUGAAAAAAGUAUACACAGGGCCCAAGCGUACUGAAUAUAAUGAGUCCCUCCUUGAAGAAGGGAAGAUGAUGCACAGACUGAAUCAUAAUCGGGUGGUAAAGCUCCUGGGUGUCAUCAUCGAGGAUGGCAACUACUCUCUAGUGAUGGAGUACAUGGAGAAGGGAAACCUGAUGCAAGUGCUGAAAGGGGAGAUCAACAUCCCCCUUUCUGUGAAAGGAAGGAUAAUUUUGGAGACCAUUGAAGGAAUGUGCUACUUACAUGGAGAAGGUGUAAUACACAAGGACCUAAAACCUGAGAAUAUUCUCGUUGAUAAUGACUUUCACAUUAAGAUAGCUGAUCUUGGUGUUGCGUCCUUUAAGACGUGGAGUAAACUUACUAAAGAGGAACAUAAUGAGCAGAGGAAAAUGAAUAAUACCUCCAAGAAAAAUGGUGGAACCCUUUGCUACAUGGCCCCUGAGCAUCUGAAUGAUGUCAACGCAAAGCCUACAGAGAAAUCAGAUGUGUACAGCUUUGCUGUAGUACUUUGGGCAAUUUUUGCUAAUAAGGAGCCAUAUGAAAAUGCGAUCUGUGAGCAGCAGUUGAUAUUAUGCAUUAAAUCUGGGAACAGACCAAGUGUGGAAGACAUCACUGAAUACUGCCCAGAGGAGAUUAUUAGCCUCAUGAAGCGUUGCUGGGAGGCAAACCCCCAAGUACGGCCAACAUUUGCUGGGAUUGAAGAAAAUUUCAGGUCUUUUUAUUUAAAACAAUUAAAAGAAAAUAUAGAAGAGGAUGUGAAAAGUUUAAAGAAAGAAUAUCAGGACCAAAAUACAGUCAUCAAGAGAAUGCAGUCCCUCCAAAUUGAUUGUGUAGCAGUACCUCCAAGCAGGUCAAACUCAGCCACUGAACAGCCUAGCUCGCUGCACAGUUCACAGGGACUCAGGAUGGGUCCCGUGGAGGAGUCCUGGUUUGGUCCUUCCUUGGAGUACCAGGAAGAAGAGAAUGAGGUUUGCCUGCAGAGUAAACUUCAGGAGGAGGCCAACUACCAUCUUUUUGGCAGCCGCAUGGACAGGAAGGAAAAAUGGCAACCCAGACAGAAUGUGGCUUAUAACAGAGAAGAGGAAAGGCAACGAAGGGUCUCCCAUGACCCCUUUCUACAGCAGAGACCUUAUGAGAAUACUCAGAACCCAGGGGUAAAAGGCAUUGCCUAUCCCAGUGUAACUAGUCAUGCUGAUGCAUUACUACAACUCUCAGGGCUAACCAGCCAAUCCCAAGUACCAUACUGGAACAACGGUUUAUAUAACAGUUCACAUGGUUUGGGAGCCAGACCAGUGGAUCUAGGAACAGCAGGUCCAAGACCAUGGUAUGGACCAAAUCCUAGUCUGAUGCCUAACCUGCAUAAAACUCCAGUGCCUGAGAGCAACAUAUUGGGAAACACAUCAACCAUUCCAUUCAGUUCCUUCCCAUCAACAGAUGAGUCUAUCAAAUACAGCAUUUACAAUAGCACUGGCAUUCAGAUUGGAAACUACAAUUACAUGGUUGGUGGAACAAGUGCACUGCCACUGGAAAGCACAUAUAUGAACUUCAAAGAAGAGCCAGCAUCAAAAUACCAAGAGAUAUUUGAUAAUAUCACCAGUCUGACUGAUAAACACCUGGACCCAGUCAGGGAAAAUCUGGGAAGGGACUGGAAAAAAUGUGCCCGUAAGCUGGGCUUCACCGAACCUCAGAUUGAUGAAAUUGACCAUGACUAUGAGCGAGAUGGACUCAAAGAGAAAGUUUACCAGAUGCUCCAAAAGUGGCUGAUGAGGGAAGGCAAUAAGGGGGCCACAGUGGGAAAGCUGGCAUAUGCACUCUACCUAUGUUCACGAACAGAUCUUCUCAACUAUUUGAUACAUGUCAGCCAGAACUAA
Messenger RNA from Orycteropus afer afer, 2016 nucleotides. It is a transcript of the gene RIPK1, whose product is annotated as receptor interacting serine/threonine kinase 1. Gene Ontology annotation, molecular function: JUN kinase kinase kinase activity; ATP binding; protein binding. Lineage: Eukaryota; Metazoa; Chordata; Mammalia; Tubulidentata; Orycteropodidae. The record is from RefSeq and is a predicted model, not a curated record. Gene Ontology annotation, biological process: protein phosphorylation; signal transduction. The transcript has 10 exons. Bases 1 to 2016 code for a protein of 671 amino acids.